This is a messenger RNA of Paramuricea clavata, 476 nucleotides long. The record is from the annotation of a GenBank genome assembly. NCBI's taxonomy places the organism in Eukaryota, Metazoa, Cnidaria, Anthozoa, Malacalcyonacea, Plexauridae.
GACAAAGAAGGUCAAGGUUUGAUAAAGCUGAAAGAUGUUGAAGAAUAUGUUUAUAAUGAUUUACUUACACUGGAUAUUGUUACGCCUGAAAGGUAUAUAUUGAAUAUGUUCUUGUGGAUUGAUAACUUAUAGUUCUAUGUUCUGAAGUUGAACAAGAACCGAAGGUUGGAAUUUUAAAAAUUAAAAAUGCAUGUGGCUGGGCGAAAAUAUCUUUCAAAAAGAAUUUAAGCAAAAAGAGGUUUUCAUUAAAAUGAUUUGUACAUAAAUUUACACCGAAUUACAUUUUGUACAUUAUUAUACAUGUGACUAAUAAAGUACCAAUUAAUAUUAAGUUUCACGCGAUUGUAUGGUUGGUCUAUGUGAAUACAAUAUAUAGCUUUGUAAUAAUACUCAAUGUUGCUUCUAGGACAUAUAAUUUAAAGGCUGAAACCAAAGAGGAAGCAUUGGACUGGUACAUCGCCCUUCGUAACAAACAG